This is a messenger RNA of Lottia gigantea (owl limpet), 2844 nucleotides long. RefSeq lists its product as hypothetical. Gene Ontology annotation, biological process: tricarboxylic acid cycle. Gene Ontology annotation, molecular function: oxoglutarate dehydrogenase (succinyl-transferring) activity; thiamine pyrophosphate binding. The transcript is spliced from 20 exons. Lineage: Eukaryota; Metazoa; Mollusca; Gastropoda; Lottiidae. The record is from RefSeq and is a predicted model, not a curated record. Gene Ontology annotation, cellular component: mitochondrion; oxoglutarate dehydrogenase complex. Bases 1 to 2844 code for a protein of 947 amino acids.
AUGUAUUCAUUAUGGACAAAAGAUCCUAAAAGUGUCCAUGAGUCAUGGGACAAAUAUUUUCAUAGUUUAACUAGUGGUCCAAUGCCUAGUCUUACAACUUUAGGUUCCGUGCCUGCUUUAUCAGAUGCUCAAGCUGAUGAAGAAUUGAUAAAAAAUCAUUUAUCACUAGAAUCCAUGGUCAGAGCUUAUCAGACAAUUGGACAUAAGUGUGCCAACCUUGAUCCACUUGGUAUUUUGGAUUCUAACUCAUAUAGGAAAGAAUCAUUGGAGCUGUCAAAACAUGGCUUUUUUUAUGCAGAUUUAGACAAGAAAUUCCAUUUACCACGUUCAACUUAUAUUGGAGAUGGUGAAUCUCAGCUAACAUUGAGAGAAAUUAGAAACAGAUUAGAGAAUGCAUAUUGUGGUAGUAUUGGUGUAGAAUAUAUGUUUAUCAAUAAUAGAGAACAAACUGAUUGGAUUAGAAGAAGAUUUGAAACUAGACCAGUUUUAACAGAAGAAGAUAAAGAAACAUUAUUAGAACGCUUGAUUAGAUCAACCAGAUUUGAAUCUUUCCUAGCUAAGAAAUGGUCAUCUGAAAAGAGAUUUGGUUUAGAAGGUUGUGAAGUAUUGAUACCAGCAAUGAAGACUAUAAUAGAUGAAUGUUGUGAAAAUGGUGUGGAUUAUUUUGCUAUUGGAAUGCCUCACAGAGGAAGAUUAAAUGUAUUAGCUAAUGUAUGUCGUAAACCACUAGAGAAGCUGCUAUGUCAGUUUGAUCCUGAUCUGGAAGCUGCUGAUGAGGGAUCUGGGGAUGUUAAGUAUCAUCUUGGUAUGUGUCAUGAACGAUUAAACCGCAAGACCAAUAAGAACAUCAAGCUGUCAGUUGUAGCCAAUCCAUCUCAUUUAGAGGCUGUGAAUACUGUUGUUAUGGGAAAAGUAAGAUCUGAACAACAUAAACGUGGUGAUAAAGAUGGCAAGACUGCCAUGUGUAUGUUGUUACAUGGAGAUGCUGCCUUCUCUGGACAAGGAGUUGUAUAUGAGGCUAUGCAUCUUGGUGAACUGCCAGCCUAUACUGUUCAUGGUACAAUACAUAUUGUAGUCAAUAAUCAGAUUGGAUUUACUACAGAUCCCAGGUUUUCUCGAUCUUCACCUUAUUGUACUGAUGUAGCUAGAGUUGUCAACUGCCCUAUCUUUCAUGUCAAUGCAGAUGAUCCAGAAGCUGUCAUGUGGGUUUGUCAGUUUGCUGCAGAUUGGAGAAGAGAUUUUAAAAAGGAUGUGGUCAUUGAUUUGGUCAGCUAUAGAAGAUAUGGUCAUAAUGAAAUAGAUAAUCCUAUGUUCACUCAACCUAUUAUGUACAAGAAAAUUGAAAAGUUACCUACCGUUGAAACAAAGUAUGCUGAAAAACUUAUCAAAGAGAAUAUUAUGAACCAAAAAAAAUAUGAGGAUACAAUCCAUGAAUAUGAAGAAAUUCUAGAAGAAGCUUACAAAAAUUCGAAGACUGAAUUAGCCACAAGUCCUAAAGAAUGGCUAGAUUCUCCAUGGACUGAGUUUUUCGCUGAGAAAGGUGAUAGUGCUGGUUUAUACUAUCCUAGUACAGGAAUCACUGAAGAUAAAAUUAACCAUAUUUUAACACAUGUUAGUUCUAUACCAGACAAAACAGAUCAUAGUGGUUCCACACAGAAACAGAAAGUCAAAAUACAUUCUGGUGUUAAAAGAAUAUUAAAUGCUCGUCAAGAACUAUCUGAAAAGAGACUGGUAGACUGGGCAGGAGCUGAAUUUUUGGCUUUUGGCUCGUUGUUAAUGGAAGGAUGUCAUGGUAGACUAAGUGGACAGGAUGUAGAAAGAGGCACAUUCAGUCAUCGUCAUCAUGUAUUACAUGAUCAAAAUGAAGAUAAAAGUUUUGGUGUACCACUAACAUCACUAUCACCAGAUCAGGCUAAAUAUACAGUUUGUAAUAGUUCUUUAUCAGAGUUUGGUGUAUUAGGAUUUGAAGUUGGUUAUUCUAUGAAUGAUCCUAAUAGUUUAGUGGUAUGGGAAGCUCAGUUUGGAGACUUUGCUAAUACUGCUCAGUGUAUGAUAGAUCAGUUUAUAUCUAGUGGACAGAAUAAAUGGGUUCGACAGAAUGGUAUUGUUAUGUUACUACCACAUGGCUAUGAAGGCAUGGGACCUGAACAUUCCAGUGCCAGAUUAGAAAGAUUUUUACAGAUGUGUAGUGAUGAUGAAGAUGUAUUUCCUACUGAAGACAAUGAUCAUUUAGUUAUAGAACAGUUACAUCAAAUAAACUGGUUUGUGUGUAAUUUUACCACGCCUGCUAAUCUAUUUCAUGGUUUGAGACGGCAAAUUUUAUUACCUUUCCGAAAACCUUUAAUUAUAAUGUCACCAAAGAGUCUGUUAAGAUCACCAGAUGCUAGAUCACCUUUUGAUGAUUUUAUUGGUGACAGUUACUUACAACGAGCUAUACCAGAAGAUGGUGAAGCUGCUCAAAAUCCUGAUAAAGUACAGAAGUUGAUCUUCUGCUCUGGUAAAAUAUACUAUGAAUUAGUCAGUCAGAGAAAGUCUAGAGGGCUGGAUACAGAUAUUGCUAUUUGUAGAAUAGAACAGAUUUCUCCCUUCCCAUUUGAUUUGGUUAAAGAAGAGAUGUUGAAAUAUCCUAAUGCUGAAUUAUGUUGGACACAAGAAGAACAUAAGAAUAUGGGAGCAUGGUCUUAUGUACGUCCUAGAAUGAGAACAGUGUUGAGAAAGAUUGAAAAACCUCAUGAAGAAAUUUCAUAUGCUGGUAGAGAAGUAAGUGCAUCUACAGCUGCUGGUUCAAAACAACGUCAUAAACAGGAAUUAUCUAGUAUAUAUAAAGCAUCAAUGAAGCUUUAA